Messenger RNA from Prinia subflava (tawny-flanked prinia), 994 nucleotides. RefSeq names its product C-C motif chemokine ligand 22 (gene CCL22). NCBI's taxonomy places the organism in Eukaryota, Metazoa, Chordata, Aves, Passeriformes, Cisticolidae. Gene Ontology annotation, cellular component: extracellular region. The transcript is spliced from 7 exons. The record is from RefSeq and is a predicted model, not a curated record. Gene Ontology annotation, molecular function: chemokine activity. Bases 89 to 745 code for a protein of 218 amino acids. Gene Ontology annotation, biological process: immune response.
GAUAAAUUGCAGCACCUCCUUGCCUGAGCUCAGAGUUCAGCUCCCUCAGAGAGGCAGAGCAGCAAGGAAGAGCCCUCCCAGAGCCACCAUGCUGACUGCAAAGACAGCCCUGCUGCUCGUGGUGCUCCUCACCCUCUCCCCAUGCCCUGAUGCAGCCCCUUACACUCCGUGCGAGUGCUGCUUUGACUACGUAAAGGGUGCUCUUCGGCUGGACAUCCUCGUGAGUUUCUACUCAACUCCCAGGGAAUGUUAUUCCCCAGCAAUUGUGUUUGAGACCAAGAAAGGAGCCAAGGUCUGUGCAAACCAAGAGGAGAAGUGGGCCUUCAAACAACCAACAUGCACUGAUUUGCUCUAUGAAGAACUGAUAGUGGAGGCAUCUGCUAAUGCUUCUGGGCGUGGAGAGAGCCACAGACACCGGGCAGGGCGGCACAGAGGACGGAGGAAGAGCCACCCCACAGCCACCAUGCUCGCUGCCAGGACUGUCCUGCUGCUCAGCCUGCUGCUCACCUUCUCCCUGCACCACGCCACAGCCCACUUUGCACCCGUGGAAUGCUGCUUUAAGUACGCACAGAAACGCAUCCGACACCCUCAAAGCUUCUACGAGACAUCCAAAGACUGCCCCAAGCCUGCAGUUGUGAUUGUGGCUGCCAAUGAUGAUCACAUUUGUGCCGACCCCAAGAAGGACUGGGUGGAUAAAAUCGUAAAACGGCUUCAAAGGAAAAAAUUGAAUCCAUCCACUGUCUGACUCGCCUGUGCAGCCCUCCUGUCCCUCGAGGGAGCCAAGGGUGCUGGCAGCUCUUCUCCAACGGGUGCUGUGGCCGUGGGGACUGUCCCUGCAGGAGGAGCCAGCCUGUACCCGGCAGGAUCACGAGUCACAGUGCCACGGACCAGCCAGAUACCAAGCUCCUCCUGCUGUCACUGCCCUGCCAGGAUGUGCCUGGGGAGCAAAUAUUUAUAAUAAAGACUCAUUGCCACAAGCUGCUGUUUGAAUUUC